AUGGAUAUUAACUUAAUUCAUUUAGAUAAUGUUAGAAAUCAUGUUCACCUGAAUGUCUUUCAUGUUUUGAAGAUAGAUAUACAGAAUACUUUUGUAAUAAGUGUCCUUUAGAUUAAUAUUAUUAAUCAAUCAGAAAUCAAUAUUAAGGAAAAUGCAUAGAAUGUCCUUAAUUAUGUUAACUAUGUGAAAUACGAUCAGAAAUAGAUAUAUAUGUAAUUAUCUUUAUUUUAUUAUUUUAUUAGAAUUUAUAACCCACUUUUAUUAUUAAAGAUGAUAAUCUACCUUAUACUACUUAAUGUCUAAAAUCUAUUAAUGAUCCGAAUGUUUAUCUAGAUCCAUAAGAUUUAAUUGCUAAGAAUUGUUUAAAUAAUUUUAAUUGUAAUCCAACAUUGUUAUAAAUCAAUAAUUUUGAAAAUUGUGAAAUUUUCUAUGACAAAUGGGAAUCUAAUAUUAACAUUAAUUAUUGUAACAAAAUGGGAAUUGAUAAAAUUAAUAUUAGAUUCAAUUUUCUUAUUAGUGAUAUUCUAAGCUGUUUUUUAGAAAGUUUUCUUGUUAAUAAUACAUUAAAAUCAUAAAUAUUUUCCUUAAGAAAAACUAUCCUUUAAAUUUUCCUCUGAUAUAGUAAUGAACUUGAUGACUAAUUCUCACUUUAAAAUAUACAAUUUUGAUGUAUUAGAAAUUUACAAUGUAACCUUCUUAAGAGGUAGAAAUUAAAAUUUUAUAAUCAAAAAUAAUAAUCAACCUGUUGAUGUAAAUUUAUUCAACUUCUCUAUUGCCAAUAGUAAUAUAUAAAAUACAUUAAGUAUUUUUCAAACUGAUAUUUUUGGAAAUAUUUAACUCAAAUAAGUUGUAAUUGUAAAUUCAACGUUUUACAAUUCCUCUUUCCUUAAUUUUGAGAAAUUUCCUAUUUCAGGAAACAUUCAAAUUGAUAAUUUAAUUAUCCAGAAUUGUACAAUCAAUUAAUCAUAGCUAUUAAUUUUCAAAUCAACUAAAGGAACAAUUUCUAUUAUUAAUUUUAUAUUUGAAGAAUCUUAAAUCUACAAUUCUACAAUUUUUAUUUUCAAUACAAAUAUUUAAAUUUAAAUACCUGUAAGUUUUACUAAUUUUAACAUUAAAAAUAAUACAUUUUAUAAUUCUGAAUUUUAAAAUAGUAAUUCAUCUUUAUAUUAAAGCUUAAUAAAUAUAAAAUUAUAAGAGAAUACUUUCUAGUACUCUAAUAUUUUUGAUUUUUAUCACAAUAUAUCGAUGUCCAAUAUUAUGAUUUUAGAUAAUUAUUUUUAAUACUCGAUAUUAUUUUUCACUUUAGAAACUUAAUUUGAAUUUAAAUUUUCUAAUUCUUUAAACUUUUUUUGGGCUAAAAAUAAUAGGCUUACUAGUUCAAACAUUUGGAGAAUCUAGUCAAGUUUAGAAACAAGUAAUUUAAUUUUAAAUCUUUUCAUUGAAGAUGUCAAUAGUGAUGAUCUAAUAGAUUAUCUAUUGAAAUUUAAAUGCUUUUAACUUUCACUAAACACAAUCUAAAUUAAAAACCUAACCAACAUAUUUAUUUUCUACAUCUAUUAAAGUAAUUACAUUAAUAUUUAAAAUGUCUUAUUGGAAGGAAUCUAAAAUUAAUAUAAAGUUCCAUUAUCAUACAAAUGCAAAUCAAUCCCAUAGUUAUAGAUUAAGUUAUUCAAAAUCAUGGGUUUUCAUUCAAUUAAGAUUAUAAUGAUUAGGAUAUAAGAUAUAUUUAAUAUUGAUGAGUCCAUCAUAGAUAUUAAUUCUAACAAUUAAGAAUAUAAUACUGAAUUAAAUUUUCUUUAAAUGAAUGAUAUGCAAUUUUUAAGAAAUCUUAUGAUUUUAUAAAAUUAAAUAGAAUUUACUUCACUAUUAAAAAUAAACUCUGAAAAACAAUUAAAUGUAAGUAUAAAUCAAAUUUAAUACUUAGAAAAUAUAUUUCACUCGUUAACAGAUUAUUCAUUUAAAAAUUAUGCAAGCUUGUUAUCUGUUAAUUGUAAAACUUGCUCUGUAGAAAUUACAAAUUAUAUUUCUAAAUUUAAUUUAUUUUCUAAUUCAUCCAGCUCAUUUGUUUAAAUUAUUUCUAAAAUUAUAAAUUUCAACAAUUAUCAUGUUGAGAAUCAUAAUCUAUUAAACUUGA
This is a messenger RNA of Paramecium sonneborni, 2134 nucleotides long. NCBI's taxonomy places the organism in Eukaryota, Ciliophora, Oligohymenophorea, Peniculida, Parameciidae. The record is from the annotation of a GenBank genome assembly.